Cryptococcus amylolentus CBS 6039 is the source of this 2996-nucleotide messenger RNA. RefSeq lists its product as hypothetical. Gene Ontology annotation, molecular function: DNA-binding transcription factor activity, RNA polymerase II-specific; transcription cis-regulatory region binding; zinc ion binding. NCBI's taxonomy places the organism in Eukaryota, Fungi, Basidiomycota, Tremellomycetes, Tremellales, Cryptococcaceae. Gene Ontology annotation, biological process: positive regulation of transcription by RNA polymerase II. The coding region runs from base 47 to 2875 and encodes 942 amino acids. The record is from RefSeq and is a predicted model, not a curated record. The transcript is spliced from 6 exons. Gene Ontology annotation, cellular component: nucleus.
UAUCACCACGCCCCCCAGACAUCCCGCCGUCCCAUCCCAUCCAGCCAUGGCAGACCCCCCGACCUUUGCACAGCAGACAAGCGUCUUCAGCGUCGCAGAGGGGCCCAGUACCAGCGGCGUCAAGCGGGGCAAGACUGGAUGUCUCACCUGCAGGCUAAGGAAAAAGCGUUGCGAUGAAGCAAAGCCAGUAUGCCUCAACUGUGACCGCCUGGGCCUCGAGUGCAUGGGCUACACUGUCAAACGGCCGGAUUUUCUGAAGGAAGAAGAGGAGAUAAAGCGUAUCAAGGCAGACAUCAAAGCCAAGAUGUCAGAGACGCGUAGAGCAAACAACAAGAAGGGCAAGGGCAAGAGCCGGCGUUCGAAUCGCAAAGACAGCAACCAAACCACAUCCACGUCUGAUGACCAGCCUGUGGACGACCCCGCCCCUGCUAGUGGCUUCCACCAGCCUGCUACCGCUACACCUUCGACUGCUAUGCCGUUCCGAACCACGCCACCAGAUAGCGCAGGUCUAUGGAGCUCGCAUGUGGGCAUGUCAAAUUCAGCCUGGCCUCCGGAUUCGUCAAUGCGUCUCCCCUCCCAGAUCAACAUGCCGGCGCGCACAGACAGCAGCCAAUCCACGUCCACACCUGAAUACAGGGCUACGGAUGGCUCUGGCCUACCGGAGGCAUCUUGCUCUCACGCAUCUGCUGAACCACCGUCCUCUAUACCAUCGUCCUCUAUGCGAUUUCUUACGCCCACAUCCGCAGAAGCCACCCAUAUGCCGAUAUGGAACUCUGUAUCCAAGCCGACUUGGUCGCCACGUUCAGCUGUCCCUCCCCCAGUGCCAGAGAUGCAUCUGGCCAGUCAUCAAGAAGUCAUGUCUGACGCACACCAGAUCAACAAGGCGCGCACAGACAGCAGCCAGUCUAUAAGCACAUUCCAAGGCGAGGGCUCAUCCGAACCACCUCCCUACUACCCUGCCCCCCCUGAUUCGUCAACUUCCAUGCUUUUCCAAACAGCGCAUCCUUCAGAGCCGGGCCCACCUCCUUGGGGCUCGAGCGCGGCCCCUCUGCCACCUUUGUCACAGCCGGAAGACAACAGUGUGCCUGUAUGGAAGAUUAUGGGCCCGUCGGACCCGAACACGACUUGGUCCUCCCACCCGCCCAUGCCGAUGCCGACCCAAGCGUCACAUUUAAGCGCUCCCAUGGGAGAAGCAUCCAUGCCGACGCUCGACUCGGGACUCCCUAUGAGUGAUCCUGCAAACGUCUUUGGCGAUUGGACGGGUCUGGAUGGACUGCCGAUCGCAGCCGUUCCAUGGCCUGCUGCCUUCCUUGCCGACGUCCCCGCCCCCCUUCCCUCGCCUCAUGCUCCUGCCCAACAGCAAGAGUCUACGAUCCCAAGCGGACAAAACUCUAUGGACAUGACCAUGUUCAACGUUCAAAGCUCCAUCGACGACUUUUGGGCAAGCUUUGGCAACCCCAAUGCCCCACAUAGUCUGAUCCAGACGCAAAAUCAUGACCAAAAUGACGCAUCAGCGCCCCCCUGGCCCAGACCAAAGUUCAACUUUCCCAUAUUCUCUCCACCCCCUCGUACGCUAUCUGUAUCAACCAUGCCGUCGGAAUCGUAUAUCCAACACUAUUUCAACGUCAUGCUGCCGAAACAGUACCCCUUUAUUGGCUUUGCCAUCUCCGACUUUCUUACGCGCCUCACGUGUGCUAAUGGAGACGUCUUGACCAGUCUAUCAUCCCUCGCUGCUCUCCACAUCUCUGCUUCCAAGCGGCGCGAAGUAGGAGGGUUCGAUAGCACCAUGCAGGCGGCUAGAGUCUUGGGCCUCGAGGACGGCCAGACUGAGGAAGAAGACGUCGACCAGCAAGUAGCUUCUUCAGGGCAUCAACAUAUCGUCGAGCGGCUCCGCUUUAUAGCGCCUGCAGAGCUUACUUCGGAGGCGGUGGUGGUGUCGGCCAUCACGGCUUUGUCGUAUGUGACCUUUGCGGGGGGUACGGCGCCGCAGUGGAGAGAGUCGCUGGCAGUCAUACGGGGAUGUCUUGCUUCCACCCUGGCAGCUUCUUCCAAGCUUGGAGACUUUUCCUUGCAGGCUGACUCGCCGAAUGUGCCUUGGAAACAGUAUCGACCGCUGAUAGAGUUCAUGAUCCGUCUAGACAUCAUUGGGUCGGUGACGGAGAACAAGCCAUCGCGGCUCUUGGAUGUCUAUCGGGUACUGCUGAAACGCUCAAAGGCGGAUCCGACGACCGAGACGCAACGUAUACUACCUCACCUUGUAGGAUGCGACAACACCACCCUGCUGGUGAUUGCCGAAUGCGCCGCCCUCUCCCACUGGCGCACCUCUGCCGAAAACGAAGGCCGCCUUCAAGUCGACGAGCUCGUCCGCCGUGGUCAAGAUAUCGAAGAUAUCAUGGACGACCGUGAUGAACGAGAGGCGUGUCUGGGCGAAGCUGAUUCAAAGCUUCCAGAGGGCCAGGCGGAUAAGGUGAGGGCGAUGAGGGAGGCGUUCUUUUGUGGGGCGAGGGUGCUUUGGGCGACCGUGGUCAAUGGGCCUUUCCCUGGAGUUCCCAAGAUCAGUCUGGCAGUCCAAGAGACUAUCACCGCCCUUCAGAACCUCUUCAAUCUGCAUGGCAGCACAGACAUCAACCGUGUCCUCAUUUUCCCCAUCACCCUCGCCGGUGCCCAUGCCGAAACGCCUUCGCAACAAGCAUUCUUCCGAAACAUGUUUAGCGACAUGUCGGAAACGGAUAAAGCGUUUGGGAAUAGGUGGGCAGUGCUGCAGAUGAUGGAGGAAGUGUGGCGGAAGAGGAGGUCGAUGGGUAAAGGGGCGAGGGUUGAGUGGAGGGAAAUGAUGAAGGAUAUGGGGUGGGAGGCGGGUGUGCUGCUCGUAUGAGGCAGUGCAAGGCACCCGUGGGCGAUGCUGCCACGAAUCACAUGGUAAUAUAAUGAUAGGUCAUCCGCUCAUCAGAGUUUGGACAAUUUGUAGCGAUGUAGUUGUAAUAGUGUGUAUCAUC